Molecule: messenger RNA, 1667 nt
Organism: Hippoglossus stenolepis (Pacific halibut)
Lineage: Eukaryota; Metazoa; Chordata; Actinopteri; Pleuronectiformes; Pleuronectidae
Gene: slc30a7
Product: solute carrier family 30 member 7
Exons: 11
Coding region: 101-1321 (406 amino acids)
Biological process (GO): zinc ion transport; intracellular zinc ion homeostasis; transmembrane transport
Cellular component (GO): membrane; Golgi apparatus
Molecular function (GO): zinc ion transmembrane transporter activity
Source: RefSeq, a predicted model, not a curated record
UAUUGUGAAACGUGAGUGAACCGGAAGUUGGCAGUUAGCUUGCUGUAGCUAGGUACAGCAGUGUGUGUGUGUGUGUGUGUAUGUGUGUCCAGGUGCUAACAUGUUACCUUUAUCUGUAAAAGACGACGAGUACAAACCCGCUAAGUUGAACCUGCUGGUGAAGCUGUCAGGAUGGUUCAGGUCGAUCCUGGCGGAUAAAACCUCCAGGAACCUGUUCGCCUUCCUCUGCCUCAACCUGUCCUUCGCCUUCGUGGAGCUCUCAUACGGCAUCUGGAGCAACAGUUUAGGUCUGAUCUCAGACUCCUUCCACAUGUUCUUCGACUGCACGGCUCUGCUCGCAGGUCUCGCAGCGUCCGUCAUUUCCAGGUGGAGAUGUAACGACAACUUCUCCUACGGUUAUGUCAGAGCUGAGGUGUUAGCCGGCUUCGUCAACGGACUCUUCCUCAUCUUCACAGCGUUUUUCAUCUUCUCUGAGGGAGUGGAGAGAGCCCUGGAACCUCCAGACGUUCAUCAUGACCGUUUACUUCCUGUGUCCGUCGCCGGUCUCAUGGUGAACCUGGUCGGGAUAUUUGUGUUCCAGCACGGAGGACACGGACACUCUCAUGGAGACGAAGGUCACGGUCACAGUCACUCUCUGUUUAACGGCAGUCUGAAUCACGGACACGGUCACGGAGGAAACAACCACCAGAGCAAAAAUUCCGACUGGCAUGGACAUGAAGGACACGGACAUGAAGGACACGGACAUGAAGGACACGGACAUGAAGGACACGGACAUGAAGGACACGGACAUGGAGGACACAGUCAUGACGGUCACGGACACAGUCAUGAGGAACCACACUGUCACAACGAACUGCAGCACACACUGGGGAGCGGCUCCAGUAAACAGAUCCUGCAGGGCGUUCUGCUGCACAUCAUCGCUGACACUCUGGGCAGCAUUGGUGUGAUCAUCUCUGCUCUGCUGAUGCAGAAAUACAACCUGAUGAUCGCUGAUCCCAUCUGCUCCAUGUUGAUCUCCAUCCUAAUCGGAGUCAGCGUGGUGCCCUUAUUGAAGGACUCCAUUGAGAUCCUGAUGCAGAGAACGCCUCCGUCACUGGACCACGUUCUGCCAGAGUGUUACCAAAGGGUGCAGCAGCUGCAGGGAGUGUACAACCUGCAGGAUCCUCAUUUCUGGACCCUGUGUACUGACGUUUACAUCGGGACAUUAAAGCUGCUGGUUGCCCCCAACGCUGACACCCGCUGGAUCCAGAGCCAGACUCAUCACAUCUUCACACAGGCCGGCGUUCGACAGCUCUACGUUCAGAUUGACGUAGCGGUGAUGUAGAAGCGCCGUCUUUUCUUUGAAACUGGGACCAAUCACAUUCAAUCUGCUGCUGCAGGUGACCCCCCCCCCACACAGAGACCGGGGGUUAGUGGUAAGGGGGGUGGCACUGAGAACUGAUGAACUCUACAAGCCCCUCCCCCACAUUAUUUUACUGUAAUCCCGCCCUCAAGUGCCUUCUAUAUGAAUCAGAGACAAUCUGAGACGCCGCCCCUUCUGAUAUCACUGCUGGGACCACACCGCUGCCAUCUCAUUGGUCUGUGGUGAGUGUGAUGUCACUUGUUUUUAAUGUGCCAAGUCAUGUGACAGUUUCUUCUUUCAACUGUAAUAAUAAAAUGAAUUCACUUUA